Messenger RNA from Lolium rigidum, 922 nucleotides. Its product is annotated as mitochondrial acidic protein mam33. The transcript has 3 exons. Gene Ontology annotation, cellular component: mitochondrial matrix. Bases 1 to 753 code for a protein of 250 amino acids. The record is from RefSeq and is a predicted model, not a curated record. NCBI's taxonomy places the organism in Eukaryota, Viridiplantae, Streptophyta, Magnoliopsida, Poales, Poaceae.
AUGCUCCGCCGCGCCGCCCCCUCCGCCGCCAGCGCGCUCCUCCUCCGCCGUGCCCUCUCCACCUCACGGCCACGCUCCCCCUCCGCGGCCACCGCGGUCGCGUCCUCCUCGGCGGUGAACUCCAUCAUCCUCCGUUCCCUCAAGGAGCACUACCUCGAGGUCAACAAGAUGACGCCCCCGCCCAAGAUCAGCCCGCCCAGGCCCUACACCAUCGUCAAGGGCGCCCUGGACCAGUCCACGGGCCCCGUGCUCCGCCGCGCCUACGGGGACGCCGGCGAGGAGAUCUCCAUCUCCGUCGCCAGGCUCGCCAACAUCAUGCCCCCCGGCGCCGACUUUGACUCCGACUCCGACGGCGGAGGCGGGCCGAGCGAGUCCAUUAGCCAGCUCUUCCUCCACGUCGACAUCUCCAGGCCGGAGAGCGGCAAGUCGAUGCAGUUCCUCUGUGGGCUGUAUCCCGACGCCGUGGGGAUCCACUCUGUCUGCCUUCGGUCAAAGACUGCGCCGUCUGGGGCGGCGGCGGCGGCGAUUGCGGCCAAGGGAGGUGGCGAGUACCAGGGUCGCAUAUUCCAAGAGUUGGACGAGAAGGUGCGUGAUGCAUUCCAUCUUUACAUCGAGGCCCGUGGCAUAAAUGAGAAGCUCUUCCCUUUUCUACAAGCUUGGCUCUAUGUGAAGGAUCACCGCAACCUGGUACGCUGGUUCAAGAGUGUGGGAACAGUCAUCAGUGAGCCAAAGCCUGAGCAAAAAACCGAAUGACAAGAACACUUUGUCAAGAUCACCCGUGAGGUGGGCGCGGACAAGUUUUUGCUUGGUGAAGAGGACCCUGAGGAUCGUGAGUAGUGCUAGUAUAAAGUGGCUGCAGUGUACAAGAUAGUGCAAUCAGCUAAUGUAUACCGUAUUGUGGGUUAGUUUUGAGUGACCCCCU